Molecule: messenger RNA, 348 nt
Organism: Prunus armeniaca (apricot)
Lineage: Eukaryota; Viridiplantae; Streptophyta; Magnoliopsida; Rosales; Rosaceae
Source: the annotation of a GenBank genome assembly
AUGACUCACAAAGGUACUACUGAGGUUUCAUCAUCUAGACCUAAUAGACAGCGUCACAUGGCCUCAAUGAGGAGACAGAGAGUGGCUCCCCAAGAUCACUUUGAGGAUGCUACAGAGGUUGAAGAUGUAGCUCCUACUCAUGAUAGUAAUGUUGACGCAGAGGUUGAAGAUGUAGCUGCUACUCAUAAUAGUAAUGUUGAGGUACAUGCCGAGCCUACUGAGUCAUCCCGAGAACGUGAGCCCCUUGGGUGUAUGUCGAAGACAUCUACCCUUUGUGAGUGGAAUUGGUGGGGUAAUCCAAAUAAUGGUAUAUUCAAAGGGUACAUUCAAAGGUCUGGAUUAGAGUAA